CGGCUGGUAAAGCGCGGGUCACGGUCAGAUAUGAUGCUCAGAGGUAAGCUGUGGUCAUGCACGACUCGGUCAAACACGAUGUCGACGACCUCACGUGCACUGAUGGCAUAGCGACACGGAACGAAGCGUGCACACUUCGUGAAGCGGUCGACGACGACCAGGAUAGCAUCAUGACCACGGGGGGUCGGAGGACGAAGAGGACCGAUAAAGUCCAUCGAGAUGGACUGCCAACCGCCUUCAGGGAUGGGAAGAGGCUGGAGCAAACAAUAAGGGGAAAGAAAAAGGUUGAAAGUGAGGAAGAUGACGACGAUGAUGAUGACAACGAAAAUCAUGGUACCUGGUUUGAACCUGGAGGACAACCAAGUCUUGUACAUCUUCUCACGGGCAUUGUCGGAACCAUUCGGGGACAUCUCGUAGUCGAGGCGAAAUCCGGUAAGUACAAUUACAGGCAGUUUCGUGACCUCGCGCUCCAAAGGGAGAAGAUGACCGCACAGAUAAAGGGUACCUAUGCAGCCGUUGUACGUAAUGGUCCAUUAGGAGGGUAUGGGAAACGUGUCCUGUGGCGACAAAAGCGAGAGGACCAUAUGCUUGUUGUCUUCGAUGACGACAGGGUGGAGAAGUUACCCCUUGAAGAGGCGGAGGGUGCAGUUAAUGGUGGUAGUGAGUUGGGAUCAGAUAGAUUGGGAUGGGAACUUACCUAAGAUUGCCAGUGCAUAAAAAAAUAGUAUACAUACAACAGUAUGUAUACAAUUUUUUUAUGCACUGGCAAUCUUAGGUAAGUUCCCAUCCCAAUCUAUCUGAUCGGGUCGUACAUACAUGCGCAAAAGUUAAUGCCACAAAUGAUUCACCUGUUCAGUUUGGCCAUUCAUUUCAGGAUGUCUACCUGACGACAUGGUCAACCCAGUGUCGUAGGCGUCCAUCAACUUUUGCCAUUGUGAAACGGUGAACCGUACAUCCCUAUCAGAGACGAUGGUUUUUGGAAAUCCGUAUGCCAAAACCCAUCGCAUCUGGAUCUUUUGGAUUACAACAUGAAGAACACACCAAACACAAUGCAUAAAGGUUGGAAGCCACGACGUCUCAUUGAUGCUCUUACCCCCAGGUACUCGAGAAUUCACAGUUUUAUAUGAAGAAGACAUGAAAAAAGUUGGGGCGAUAUGAACAAACAAAAGCCCAACUA
Molecule: messenger RNA, 1177 nt
Organism: Chara braunii
Lineage: Eukaryota; Viridiplantae; Streptophyta; Charophyceae; Charales; Characeae
Source: the annotation of a GenBank genome assembly